UGGAUCGAUAGUGAAUGCAAGCGGAAUGCAAUCAGAAACACCAAAGAAAAUAUUUUCCAGUCUUCUGGUAAUAAUCCUUGAUGUUAACCCAGCUCAAGAUACUUUACUUAGCGGAGAAAUAAAGCUAUCAUCCAUACUUAGUUCUGUUGUUGCUUUUGCUAAUUCCCACUUAAUGCUUCGAACCCAUAAUAAAGUUGCAGUGCUUGCGUCUGACCCAAAUAGUUGUGAUUUUAUAUAUUCCGAUCAAGAUGAACUUGAUUUUAAAAAGAAAACAGUCAGUAGUUGUAAAAUGGGUGGAAGCCAGUAUGAAUUGUUCAGUCACAUAGAUCGUUCUAUCAAAUUUAACAUCGUGAAAUUCCUCAAGGAUGCGGCAGAAGAACCACAUAUGUCUAGAGAUACUGUCUUUGGAGCAUCUUGUGCUAAGGCUUUAUGCUACAUAAACAGAUUACAAAGUAAUUUAUUUCCGGGCGAAACAAUGAAUUCUAGAAUAUUAAUUAUAUCUGGUUGUGAUAAUGAAGGAGAUAAAUACAUACGUUGUAUGAAUACAUUUUUCACAGCUCAAAAACAAAAUGUAGCUAUUGAUGUGUGUAGUCUUACCCAUGAUGUCACUCUAUUAAAACAAGCAUGUUACAUCACAGAAGGUUCAUAUUUUCGUAUGCCUAAAUUAGAAGGAUUAUUGCUGUAUUUACAAUGGAUAUUUUUGACGGAACCUUCUUCUAGGAAAAAAUUAGUUAUACCAUUAGCUCCUCAGUUAGAUUUCCGACCUUUUUGUUUUUGUCAUGGAACUUUAACAGCAAUUGGUUUUGUGUGUUCAUUAUGCUUAACUAUUUAUUGCAAAAUAAGUCCUAUUUGCACAACUUGUGAAGCAGUUUUCAAAGUGCGAUCAGCCAUUGCAGUCAAACCUAAAAAGAAGAAAAUUAAAACAACUAGUGUGAAUAAUUAAUUUCAACUUAAUUACUAUCAUUUAUAUUUAAUGAUCAUUUUUAGAAAUAGAACACAAAUAGUAAAAUAAAAAUAUGUUUGAAGUUAUUAAUUUUGUAAAAUGUAUUAUUUAUUUUAACAUGUAUCUUAUAAAUUUUGCUAAUUAUAAUAAGUGAUUACCUAUUUAAAAUGUAUGAUACAAAUAAAUGUUGUAUAAACUAAAUAUUUUCUGAAGAAGAUUGCUCUCAUUGGAUAUCUUUUUUAAUAAAAUGUUGUGUUAAAACA
Molecule: messenger RNA, 1206 nt
Organism: Myzus persicae (green peach aphid)
Lineage: Eukaryota; Metazoa; Arthropoda; Insecta; Hemiptera; Aphididae
Gene: Tfb4
Product: general transcription factor IIH subunit 3
Exons: 1
Coding region: 26-943 (305 amino acids)
Biological process (GO): nucleotide-excision repair; regulation of DNA-templated transcription
Cellular component (GO): transcription factor TFIIH holo complex; transcription factor TFIIH core complex
Source: RefSeq, a predicted model, not a curated record